AGAUAGUACUGUACCGUAUCUUUUAUCAGCGUCUGAGGCGACUGACAGAGCAGAGCCAGCUGUGCUUGACACAACCGAGCUACGUCUGGAAGAAAAAGUCACAUGCGUGGUUGAAUGCCGGCCAAUCGAUGCGAACCAGCGAAUCCAAAAGGAACUUCCUUCCUUUUGCCAGCAUUUUUCUUUUCGUCUCAUAAUCAAAUUCUCUCUCCAAUUCCACCACCUCCACAACACGUCCAUUACUUCAUCAUCGCUCUUUGGUUGUCGACAUCACCUACUUGCAAUCUGUUUUGUAUUGUCCGCCGACACAUUCCAAGCUGUUGCCAGACCCGUGGGAUAAGAGCAGCCAUCACUCAUCCAUCACAUCGUUGUUCAGUCUUGCAACGGUGGAAAACAAGUGCCAUCAUCGAGAAUCGGUGCAUCUCCGUGUGUGAACCGUCGCAAGAGCCAAAGCCCAUCAUCGUGCCGUAAGAGCGCCGUCAGCUAACUAGUAGCCAGCUAGCUAUUCGCCAUCAAAAACUGCAUACCGUAGACAUCAAGCAAGACCGAGAGCCAUCAAAAUUUCCAUUUUCUGAUCGGUUAGUCAGUUUGGAUCAAUCAAAAGCCAUUGAGAAACACAGCAGCAUUGCAAGAGUUUCGAAUCUCCUGUCAAGCCGUUUCCACAAUCUUGAACUAUCAUUCUGAAUCAAGCAAUCCAUCCAAGAAAUCCACCAUGAUGUCUCAAAACAGAUCACAAAAGCAACCACGCCAAGCACUCUACGUUGCCUUGGUGUGUUCCUUGAUGGGUAUCACUCAAGCUACCAGAUCCCCUAUAGUCGCAUUUGCUGCAUCUCAAGAAAAGAGAACCACUCUCAAGCGAGAACGAGAUUCCAGCGUUCGACUCUUCUCUCGAGGACCCGAUACACAACUUUCUGCUGCUACGUUAGGCUGGUCGCUCAUGGAAUCAUCCACCACCACCACCAUGGACGCCUUUGAACCCGACUUUCAACCGUCUUCGUCGUCCUUGUUCAACUCGGACUUUUGGGGCCCUGCGCCCAUUACCUUGCCACAAGAAUACUCCCAACCUUCUGUUAUCGACAGUGUCGACAACCUCAAGAUCUACUGCGACUUGGACGGCGUAUUGUGUGACUUUCGAGCGGGUGUGGAAAAGGUGUGCCAAAAGACACCCGAGGAACUGCCCAAAGAAACCAUGUGGCAAAAGAUUGAGCAAUCCAACAUACCCUUCUUUGCCCAACUACCAUGGAUGAAGGAUGGCAAGCAACUAUGGAAUGCCAUCAAGGUAUACAAACCAACCAUCCUCACGGGAGUUCCCAACUUGCAAGAUUCCUGCUCCGACAAGUACCAAUGGUGUCGCGAGAAUCUUGGCAUGGAAGGGUACAAUCACGUUGACAUGGCAGGACGUGGAUUCCUGCAUUCCAAUGUCAAUGGAGCCCGUCAAUUGGAGCAGAAGACCAACAUUAUCACUUGUUGGUCGUACAACAAACACCACGAGAGUGGAGCCAAUGCCGUCCUCAUUGAUGAUCGGAUAGAACUGCAAGCCAAAUGGGAAGCCGCGGGAGGAAUCUUUGUCCAUCACACCAACACCAAGUCGACAUUGCGCAAGUUGAAGGCUUUGGGUCUAUUGGAGGACGCCCUGCGCCCUUGAGCAAGCAAGCUAGGACUUGUGUACUCCAAGGGUCGACAUACAACCCUCGCCAGCAGCUGCCCAAGCAUGAAGAAAAACGAGCUGCGCCCUUGCAUACUAUUCACACGAUCUUUUUUACGAUAGAAUGAAUGAAUCACAUAUAACAAAUAGACAAUGACAUAGUUUCAACCUACGA
Messenger RNA from Seminavis robusta, 1817 nucleotides. Lineage: Eukaryota; Bacillariophyta; Bacillariophyceae; Naviculales; Naviculaceae. The record is from the annotation of a GenBank genome assembly.